Molecule: messenger RNA, 1593 nt
Organism: Talaromyces rugulosus
Lineage: Eukaryota; Fungi; Ascomycota; Eurotiomycetes; Eurotiales; Trichocomaceae
Exons: 6
Coding region: 1-1593 (530 amino acids)
Molecular function (GO): oxidoreductase activity
Source: RefSeq, a predicted model, not a curated record
AUGCUUAACAUCGCUCGCAAGACCCUCAACCGUGUGCCCAGCUUCCAGGAUAUCCUCCAAGGCAGGAUGAGCCACCCCGACAUUUCCGUUGACGUUCUCGUCAUUGGCGCCGGUCCUACCGGCCUGGGCGCUGCAAAGCGUCUCAACCAGAUUGACGGCCCAUCAUGGCUCAUUGUCGACGCCAACGAGACUCCUGGUGGUCUUGCCUCGACUGAUGUCACUCCGGAAGGCUUCUUGUACGAUGUCGGUGGUCACGUCAUCUUCUCUCACUACAAGUACUUCGAUGACUGCAUUGACGAGGCUCUCCCCAAGCCCGACGACUGGUACACCCACCAGCGUAUCUCCUACGUCCGCUGCCAGGGCGAAUGGGUUCCUUACCCCUUCCAGAACAACAUCUCCAUGCUUCCCAAGGCCGAGCAGGUGCGCUGCAUCGAAGGCAUGAUCGAUGCCGCCCUCGAGGCCCGCGUCGCCAACGUCAAGCCCAAGACCUUUGACGAGUGGAUUCUGCGCCAGAUGGGUGUUGGUCUGGCCGACCUCUUCAUGAGACCCUACAACUUCAAGGUCUGGGCCGUUCCCACCACCAAGAUGCAAUGCUCGUGGCUCGGUGAGCGUGUCGCCGCUCCCAACGUCAAGGCUGUCACUUCCAACGUCAUCCUGAACAAGACUGCCGGAAACUGGGGUCCCAACGCGACCUUCCGUUUCCCCGCCCGCGGCGGUACCGGUGGUAUCUGGAUUGCCGUUGCCGACACUCUCCCCAAGGAGAACACCCGCUACGGCGAGCACGGCAAGGUCACCAAGGUCAACUCUGGCGCCAAGGUCGUCACUCUCGGUGAUGGUACCACUGUCGGUUACGAGAAGCUCGUGUCGACCAUGGCUGUCGACGGCUUGAUUGACCAGCUCGGCGACAAGGACCUUAUCGAGGACAAGAAGGACCUCUUCUACUCUUCCACCCACGUUAUCGGUGUCGGUAUCCGUGGAGAGCGCCCCGAGCGCAUUGGCGACAAGUGCUGGCUCUACUUCCCCGAGGACAACUGUCCCUUCUACCGUGCCACCAUCUUCUCCAACUACUCGCCACACAACCAGCCCGAGGCCUCCAAGCAGCUGCCCACUCUCCAGCUCGCUGACGGCUCCAAGCCCGCCGACAGCAGCGCCAAGCCUGGUCCCUACUGGUCGAUCAUGUUGGAAACCUCCGAGUCUUCCUACAAGCCCGUCGACCUGGAGAACGUCAUCAAGGACUCUAUCCAGGGUCUCGUCAACACCGAGAUGCUCAAGCCCGGUGACGAGAUUGUCUCUACCUACCACCGCCGCUUCGACCACGGUUACCCCACCCCCUCUCUGGAGCGUGAGGGUGCCCUGACCAAGAUCCUGCCCAAGCUCCAGGAGAAGGGCAUCUGGUCCCGUGGCCGUUUCGGUAGCUGGCGCUACGAGGUCGGCAACCAGGACCACUCGUUCAUGCUCGGUGUCGAGGCUGUCGACAACAUUGUCAACGGUUCCGUUGAGCUGACCCUCAACUACCCCGACUUUGUCAACGGCCGACAGAACACCGAGCGCCGUCUGGUCGAUGGUGCCCAGGUUUUCUCCAAGAAGAAGUAA